UUUAAAUUAAUCAGAAGGAUUCUUAAUCUUCAAUGAGCCAGAGCAGUAUUCUUAAAUAUUUCAGCACCAAAAGAAAGAGCACAAGAAAAGAUAAGGAGGUAAACUCUCCAAACCAGCCUGGAAACCAGCCGGAUGGCAAAAUGAACAGUCCUGAGAACAGAACAGUAAAUUGUAGGGAAAAGAAGUCCUGACGCCGGAAGGUUUAUGCUCCUAAAUAAAUUUCUAUCUUACCAAAAAUCGUGGACAUCAACUGUUCCCUUCUAUAGUGAUUACUCUGCGCAUUGCCUCUGGGAGAAGCAGAUUCACAGACAGGUUAACUUUAUUGAUGGAAAGCACAAGGGGUUUAGGAUGAUGUUCCUUUCCCAAGACGCAACCAAAGAAUACUUAUCUCAACUUUACUCUAUGGACCCAAGUCAACAAGGAGUAGAUAUAAGUAUCCCAAAUACUACCACUAGAAGAAGAGAUUUUGGGACCAAGAGUAGACAGUUCAGAGGCAAGAAGACCAAGAUGGAAAGUGAAAUUUUUAGCGGUAAAGGAGCUGCUACCUCUGAAGGCUCUUACUCUCCACAAUCAGUUGAGAAAAAGAAGAAGAUGCAACUAUUGAUGAACACCAGAGCGUCCACUCCAUAUUUCAGACAAUUCGGCGACCCAAGAGAUAGACAGCACAUUAAGAUAUUCAGCAUCCGCAGGGGAAAGUAGAACUG
Molecule: messenger RNA, 704 nt
Organism: Moneuplotes crassus
Lineage: Eukaryota; Ciliophora; Spirotrichea; Euplotida; Euplotidae
Source: the annotation of a GenBank genome assembly